AUGGACGCUUGUUUGUUACCGAUUCUUGUUACAGCUACUUUGAUCAGCAUAACUUCUGGUCUGGAUUCAGAAAACAUAGUCGGCCAUAACUUAGCAGCCCUAAAACAGUUUCCUUACCAGGUCCUCAUAACCCUAGAAUCUGGAAUUUGUGGCGGUGCCCUUAUUGAGCCUGACAUCGUGUUAACUGCUGCUCAUUGUAUCCAAAAUGACAAUAAUCGACCAAAGGCAGUUUACGCAGGAAUGAUAGAUGUAAACGAUCUUCAUAAUGCUCAAUGGAUCAACGUAAAAGAGAUUUACACGCAUGCGAAAUACAAUGGUGAUGAGAACAAACUUCCCAUGAACGACAUUGCUUUGAUGAAAUUAGAGAAAGAGUUUACAUUGAGCUCGUACAUCGACCUAGUAAAUUUACCCGAGCGAUGGGAGAAUUUUAACGACAAAACCGCUGUUCUGACUGGUUUUGGCUGGAACUCAGUGGAGGUGACCAUAGAUUCCAAAGAAGAACCGGUGCGAGAUGGUAAAACCGAUCUACGAUUGAGAUACGCUCCAGUAAAGGUCACUGUAGAAGAAGGUUAUCCUAGAACGAUUCUCAGCGGACAAAUGGAAAGUGCUUCUGGAGCUUGCGACGGCGACAGUGGUGGUCCCCUCGUCAGAGACAACAAAGUUAUUGGAAUUUUGAGUUAUUGUCCAAACGAUUGUGACGAGACGCAUAAUCCUUCAUAUUACAUGAAGGUCUCGGAAUACUUGAACUUUAUCCAAGGAGUGAUAGAUGGGGAACCCGUAAAGAAAGAAACUAAAAUUGUCACUUUCCAUUGA
Molecule: messenger RNA, 813 nt
Organism: Copidosoma floridanum
Lineage: Eukaryota; Metazoa; Arthropoda; Insecta; Hymenoptera; Encyrtidae
Product: trypsin-like
Source: RefSeq, a predicted model, not a curated record